AUGUACACCUGCGCGUGUGGCCCAGUAACUCUGGUGGAAAUGCUUCUCCGCACGAGUCUCGUUGCCAUAUACGUUUCCCUGUUUGUAUGUGCAGGGAGCGGACUGUCGCCGACCUCAAGCCGUCGGCUCUUGACCCUUUUCAACUGCCGCGUCACCCCGCCCUCAGCUUCGUCGCUGUCGCCUCCCUGUAGCUCAUGUGCACUUAUGCCCGGGGAAAGCAGCUUGGGCAUGGAGGCCGUUAAGGCGUCUCUGGUUCUCCCAGACGCGGUUGCUGCGCUGCGUUUGACGCCAGAGCGUCUGGUGGUCUUCCUCCACCGAGAAAUCCACUUUUUUGCUCUACAAAGUCUAGAGCUUCUCCACAUCGUUCGGCGCGACCAGCUCUUCAUUCUGGAGCCGCUCCCGGCCCCGCACCUGCAGCACCAGUCGCCAGCAGAGAAGGCCGUGGACUUCUUCCGUCCCGCCGCUCUCGCCACUAAGGCCCUCGCGGAGACAGUGGUGCAGGCGAUCGCCUCGACGGAGACAACUGAGGGCUACUAUGGGAAGCUCUCCAGAGAAGAACAGGAAGAAGAAGACGAGGAGGACGACGAAGGCGAACUGUGGGGUCCUGGACUGAAGCCUGCAGUUGUGGUGGGGUGCCCCAGACGGUCAGGAGACAGGACACACCCUGGAGAAAAUGAGCGGUCGAGUCGACGCGCAAGAGAGGGGAUCCACGACCAAGCCGAAGAAAAAUCCAGAAGAAAGAAAGCAGUUGAAGCUGCCACCGAAGCAGCAGGCGGAGGAAAAGGGGGGCGCGAAGGAGACGCUGUCUGUGCAGUCUGCUGGACUCCUCAACACAGCUUCUUGGCCGUCCCCGGUGCAAAGAGACGGGACUUCCUCUUCCACUCCACUGCGUUGCGAUGCGACGACGCGGCUGCCGUCUGUGGCGUCUUUGUCAGCUGCGGCCGAGCCCUCUUUUCUCUCGUCCACCUUCCCGUCUUUUUCGGCGUCGCCUCCGGGGGUUGUCUUCCUUUUCGAUCUCUCUUCGCUUCGCUGUCUAGGCUGGCGCACAGCUCACAGGCACCGCCUCACUGCGAUGAACUUCCACGAGUCGGGGUCGCGACUGGCGACGCUCUCCUCCAGAGCUCCAUCUCGCUUCCUCUGAAGAAGAGCGUCAAAGAGUCUUCUCAUCGUCCACGCCAACUCCGCGCCGGCCGCCGAAUCGAGUACACACUUUCCACUCUUUCUGUCUCCUGCUCGUCCUCUUCGCCUUCUUCGCCCUCGUCUUUCGCUUCUUCGCCGCGAUCUCCAGACGCGUACAGCUCGUCUGCCUUGUUUCCGCAAAAAGGACGAGACAGCGGCCCGCAGCUUGUGGAAACGGACACGUUGCCUUCACCGGUGAGUUCUCACCCUUCUACGCCGUCUCUGGCAGGUCGCCCCGCUUCAGGCUUCGCGACGCCUCUCAGUGCGCGUUUCCUCUCCCCUCGAAGUUCUUCUGUACCUUCAGCGUCUGGGGAAACCGCCAUCGGCCGCGACAAGGAUCUGCUCUUUCAGGACGCGCCGGCAUUGGGAGUUCCGCCGCCAUCCACUUCCCGUUCUUCUGCCUCUUCCUACACUUCUUCCUCGACGCUUUCUUCUCCCGUGCAUCCUCCUCCCUGCGCGUCGUCUCACUAUUCUUCGUCGUGUUCCUCUUCUUCGUCUUCCCCCGCUUCUUCCUCUUCUUCCUCUUCUUCCGCGUCUUCGUCUUCUUCCGCGUCUUCAACUUCUUCCUCUUCUUCCUCUUCUGCCGCUUCCUUUUCGUCUUCCGCCUCUUCUCCGUCUCGUUUUUCUUCCUCUUCUUCCACUGGCAUUCCGGUGUAUGGGAAGUCGAAGCGGAAGAACGGACGAAGAGACAACCGCGCCGCUUCUCUGCGCCUCGCGGAGGCGGCAGCCACGGUAACCAUCAAGCGAAACAGAGACAGAGAGACGACCGAGACGGACGAGAGUAAAGACGAAAACCAGAGGAAGGCCGCAGAUGCGAUUUCGAGCGAAGACGCAAAGGUUGAAGGGACAGUGCGGAGCGAAGAGAGGAGAGAGACAGAAGGCGCUGCCUCAGAAAGCCUGCUAGGAGCCUCUUGUUCGGCAACGCUUUCUAAGGAAGCGUGCAGCCACGUUGAGCAACAGCGAAUUCGAAAGGGGAACACCAAGAAGAAACAGAAGGCGAAAGAAGCCCGGGGGAACCAAGGCGCAGAGGAGAAGUUGCAAACCAUGGGGACGGCUGAACAAGCAUGCGAGGAGGCGAAUUCAGGAGAGGGCGACAUACCACUGGGAACCGUCGAGACGCUCAGUUCGGGAGCGAAACAAAAGAUGUCAGAACGCGGUGAGUCUCCAGAAUCACCAGACCUUCCUCGCGAGGGCGUUACCUCGCCUCGGGGAGCUGUUGCCGUUACCGACAGUCCAUCGACGCCUCUGCACGAGGCGACGGAGGGCGCGUCGCGUCUCCCUCUCCUCCCGGCCAAAGUUUCCUCGGCUGCCUCGCCUUCGCGUCCUUCUGCCGCCUGUCCUUCUCGGUUGAUACCACCGAGUGCGCUUCAGCACGCGGCAGUGGACCUUGAGACGGAGGCGGCGGCCGCAGGAGCCGAGACAGGGAGAUACACCCCAAAGCUCGAUACGCGAGACAGGCUUCUUGCCGCCUCUGCGCCCGUUUCAGCCUCCAACGGCCCUCCACUCGCGUCAGCCGUGUUUCCUUCUUCGCCUCUAAUGCAUUCCCACGCGUUCGCUGCCUCGCGGUUCGCCGUCGACGCUUCUCUGGAAGGGACUCGAGGCGAGGAGAAAACGCGAUCUAUCCCAGCCUCUUCUUCCGUGUCGCUUCCGUCCUCUCCCUCUUUUUCCGUCUCUUCCACGAGACGCCGGAGUUUUCCGGUGUCUCGCUCGGCUUCCUGGGCGUUUGCGUGCAGCCGCCGGCGCUCUGGAGGCGAGCGCAGCCUCGCGUGGCCUCGCAGCUCGCCACGGGGCGUCGGCCGCAUUCCGGCCUCUCGAGGCGAGCGCCUUCUCGCGUGCUCGCUUCUCUCCACGCAUCCGUUUUUGCCCCUCACCCAGGAAACGUACGCCUCGAACGCGGCGAGCGACUCUGCCUGGAGAGACGACCCCGGCGAGAGGCGCGACGAAGAGGAGACGGAGACAGGAGACACCGGCGACGGGGACCGAAGCGGGGCCGAGGGCGCAGUGGUGCAGAGAGAGUGCACGGAAAGCGCCUGGGCGGAAGAAACGGAAAGUCGUUCGAGGGAGAGGCGACACAGUCUGUCUGAGAUCUCGCAGAUAGGCGACGAGCCAGAGAACGCACAGGAAGAAUGGCGGCUGCUGCAGGCGUCGUCCAGUGAGUACAAGGAAGGCGAAGAGGGGGAAGACGAGGGAGGAGAAGAGGGAGAGGAGGAAGAGAGAGGGAAGCAGGAGGGUGGAAGGAACCGUCUCUUCCAGGACGACGGACGCGAGAAGGAAGAAGUGUUCCUCUAUGCAGACGAAGGUUCGGUGCCUUCGCUUGGGGCGGGUGGAGAAUCUCAGACGGAGAAGGCCGAGGGGACCAACGACAAGGAAGACGAAAACGGACGAGCGAAAGAUUUGAGACUUCAGGCAAGAGGCGCAUCGCCCGCACACCGGGAAGACCUCUCCGGUUCUCACGCAGCGAAACAAAGAGAAGCGACGGAAGAACGAGACGAAGAGAGAGAGGAGCGAGAAGCAAAAGGAAGGAGAGACGAACGGAACGCACAUUCUGACUGGAGUUGCGUUGGAGACGCUGACAGCGAGGCGAGGACUGCCGAAGGAGAUCGAGUCGGCGAGAGCGAGGAAGGGACGAGGGGAAACGUGGAAAGAGCGCCAGGAAGAGAACCUCUGGCGGGGACGUGUUCUCGAGAAGACGCUUCGCAGGAAGAUGCGCCUACGGAAGACGCGGCUUUUUAUACACUUUUGCCGUCGCCGAAGAAAGAGAACAAAAGACACGAGAAGGGGCGACGGCGGCGAAACGCGACAGGGCGUGGAGUCUUCCCGUCUUCCCUUUCGGCUUCUGCUUCUUCUGCGCUCGGCGCCUCUUGUUCUCGCGACCUCCUUUCGGCUUCUGCUUCUUCUGCGCUCGGCGCCUCUUGUUCGCGCCACCCCCUUUCGGCUGAGAGCGCUGCAAAGGCAGAGGAGAAACGCCCGAGUGGAGAUGCGGCAAACGGACAAGAGGACGAGCCCGCACACGUUCUGGGCUCUUCCGCGACUACAGCCGCAGGCACCCAUUUCGCCUCGUUCUAUAUCCUAGGCGAGCCGAGCGGGUUCGAUCUGCACAGCGGGGCUGCAUGCGCUGUUUCGAGCGGCUCCGGAGAGCUGGAAGGCGUCGAACCGUCGCGAGGCAUUUCAGAUGCAGAAGAAUUCGCCGAGGGAAUCCUCCCUUCCAUAUUUGUCUUGGAUGCGUCAGGCAGCCCGAACCCUCCGAAUCAGACAGCGCGACAAACCUGUCCCAAUCUUCCCCCUUUCUCUUUCUCUUCUUCCUCUUCUUCCUCCUCUGCCGCUUCUUCCUCUUCUUCUGCCGCUUCUUCCUCUUCUUCUGCCGCUUGUUCCUCUUCUUCUGCCGCUUCUUCCUCUUCUUCUGCCGCUUGUUCCUCUUCUUCUGCCGCUUCUUCCUCUUCUUGCGCGUCUUCCGCUUCUCUGUCUAAUGCAGAGGAACUGUCCGCGUGGUCAGCUGUGCAUGCAGCCCCUUCUGCGUUCCGAGAAAGACGAGGCGCUACCGACGAAGACGGGAAGCAAGAAGACGCGCGAGAAGGUCGACAAGCCGAGCGAGAACACGCGCGCGUGGCUGAACGCGUCGUGGUUGGCUGCAUGCGACCUCUUCCAGGCAGGAAGGGAACUGAGGACGGAGAUGGAAAAAAGGGGGACAAAAGAGACGCAACGCCAGAGCCGCGAAGUGUGGGAGUAGAGAGGAAGGACAUUAGAUUCAGCAGCAGUCCUCGCGAGACACACAUCCUCGGCGCCUCUGAGGGCUGGGAUGAUGCCUGUGUUCUUCGUGAGAAAGACGCUUUCGCCCGGGAGCACGGCGAGGAGAGCCGCAGCGACGCCCCAGAAGGAAAGGACACAAAAGGAGGAGAAAAGGGGGAAGGCGCGGAGCCCGCGGGGAGAGGAGCGGCGCUGGCUCGCGCCGGUGCUCGCGGCGACUCACACAGGAGAGGGGACACCGACCCAGACGAGUGGAUGGUGCUAGGGCGACGCAGAGAGAAGAGAAACGACAGAGAGCGCGAGAAACGCGAAGACGACCAGUGGUGGGGUGUCAUGGCAGCCCAUCCUCACACAGAAGAGCAGAGACACUCUGUCCCAGUCAAGGAGACAGAAGUUCACGCCUACGGAGGGGUGUAUCGGAGGCGCGUUGAAGACGGGCGCGAGAGGAGAAAGCGCCGAGCAGACACGCCUCCAGAAGAAACGAACGACCCUGCGCAGUCUGCGCUGGAAGCCGUGGAGCAGGAACAAGAGGAAAGGCUCUUGUCAGACGGUCAGUCGGAAGCAGGCGCUCAAGAACGAACAGGCGGAGAGAGAAGAUGCAGCAAAUGCCGGCGACAAGUCGCGAUCUUGAUCAACCAGGAAGCCUGCUUAGCAGCUGCAGUUGCUUACGACAGAGAGCGAGGGCCGAGACUUCCACACCUUGCGUUUGAUGCCGCAGGCUCGAUGCUCACAGCGACAGGUGGCGACGGGUUUGUAUACGUUUUCCAGCUGCCUUCAGCUUCCACAUCUUCUGGCUCUCGCCAUUCAGGUGUCCAUACACCGCAGGGUGCUGCUGUGUCGUCUUUCGCUCCACGCACGCCGGAACCUGACAGUCGCGUUUUUUCGUGUCCCACGCAGCCUGACCCCUCUCUCUCGUCGCGAGGUGGUGGGCGCUUCCGCAACGCGACGCCAUCGUCUUACCAACUUUCUGCACAAGCGAUGAGUGUCAUCGGGGAACGGCACCACGCAGUUUCGUCUUCCUCUGCGGCCUUCGCGUCUUGCUCUUCUUCUGUGGAGGUUGCGACGCAGCACGGCGACGAAGGGGAGAGACGCAGAGGUCGACGAGAGGCAGGCUCGCUGGCGACGGCUAUCGGAAGUUACGCCACGUCUGCUGUCUCGUCCCUUCUCUCCUUCUUCGUUCCGGGGGGCGAGGCACUGGUGGAGGCUCAGAGCUGCUGCUUCUACCUCGAACUGCCUCGCUUCAACAAUCGCCUCUCGCGCCAAUGCGUGGCCGUUCUCCUCGGUGCCGACCCCACAUCUCCCCAGGAACUGUGUCCUCGCCCUUCUCGAAGUGUCUCCUCUGUCCCCGCGGGUGUCUCCUCGGGCCUCCCGGGAGAGAGAAGCAUCCAGGUGCUCGUGGCGACAUACUCGGGUUGCGCGUACCUUUACGAAUACACUUCCCAUAGCGAAAAAAACACGCAUGCAGUUCCUGCCGCUUCAGCAACAUCGACAGUAACGUCUUUCCCCUCGGAAUCCACACUUGCCUCUCACCCACCUGCGAAAAUAUCCUUUCUGGAGAGCGCAUUCGUAGGGCGGAAGACUGCCGGAAGCUGUUGCGCCCGGAUGAGACGAGAAGUCCUUCUCCAGAGCUGCGACGCAGGGCUCUUCGACGAUGUCUGCACGUAG
This is a messenger RNA of Neospora caninum, 6588 nucleotides long. RefSeq lists its product as hypothetical. Lineage: Eukaryota; Apicomplexa; Conoidasida; Eucoccidiorida; Sarcocystidae. Bases 1 to 6588 code for a protein of 2195 amino acids. The transcript has 9 exons. The record is from RefSeq and is a predicted model, not a curated record.